Diceros bicornis minor is the source of this 1447-nucleotide messenger RNA. It is a transcript of the gene MEIKIN, whose product is annotated as meiotic kinetochore factor. Gene Ontology annotation, biological process: meiotic sister chromatid cohesion, centromeric; homologous chromosome segregation; meiosis I sister chromatid cohesion. The coding region runs from base 74 to 1447 and encodes 457 amino acids. The transcript is spliced from 14 exons. Lineage: Eukaryota; Metazoa; Chordata; Mammalia; Perissodactyla; Rhinocerotidae. The record is from RefSeq and is a predicted model, not a curated record. Gene Ontology annotation, cellular component: kinetochore.
CCGUUCCUCAGGAAGGCGACGAGACAGGCCGUCAAGGGCCAACAGGCCCCUGAGGCCUGAGGGUGGGGUGGCAAUGUGGCCGCUAAGGGUCUAUACCAACAAGAAGCAGGCCGGCCAGAGACUCAACCUAACCCCGACGCCCGACCUAGCGGAUCCCCGCCUUGGUCCAGGCCGAAGGCUCGCUGCCCACUGUAAGCCCCGUCGAGCGGGCCUCCAGGGCUUUUGCCCUGAAACGUGUCGCUCUCUCUCAGGCCUGAAAAGAAAUGACAAAGCGCACGGUUUGCGGAAGAUUGCGGAGAAAGCGGAGCGGAGUGGGCAGGGAGCUGGCUGCUCUGGGCUGCCCAGCACUCAGUUAAGACUUACAGGAGAGAAAAGCCCGCAAGAAAAGAGCGCUAGUGAAGAGCCCCAGGAUGAGAAGAUUGCUCCAUUGAGUGAGUCAGUGCCUGAUGACCUCCAGAUUGACAGUAGUUCAUCAAAUAGUGAACUAGUAUCUGGACUAAGUUUGCAGCAUGGUAUUUCUAGUUCUCUUCUGAGCUGUUCAAUCACAGCCUCUGACACAGAAAACAGGAGUUUUGAAGAGAGUUUAAGUAGCUUUCCAUCGCCUGAACUCUUCAGAGGAUCAGAUUAUUUAGAUUGGGAGAGUCCCAAGUUAGAACACACGCAAUACAAGAAUUCAACUCUUCUGGAUACCAGUAAAGCAGUACCGAUAGAGAAGGCACCACAGUUUUCAAACCUCUCUGCAGUUUUAAGUACCUCUUCAGAAGACUAUCAGAAAUACCACAGAAAAAUGGUGAUGAUGUUAGCAGACCAAAAUAUUUCUCCCAAACCAAAGAGUACUUCAAAUUCAGAAUCAGAUAAUGCAGCUUGUGAAGUUUUAUUUUCUGAGAAAACUUCCCCUUCAACCUCUGAAAAAACAAAGAAAAAACCUGAAAAGGGUCCUGAACCUAGAGUUACAAAUUUUCAGACAAAGCUAAGCUCUCAUCAUCUAGAAAUCAAGGUUCCAUCAUCUCACCAGAAGUCUGCUCUUGAAAGUAAUGCAGGUAGAUCAGUUACCAAAGUUCUGCUGCCUCAGUCCCUGGAACCUGCGUUGAACACAAAUUCCAGUAUUCCUGAUAAGAAAAGCAGAGGCCUGUUAACAAGUACUCCAUCUUCACAAACAGCUGAUUUCGUGAUUGAUUUGUCCUCAGUGCAAAAAGCAUCUGUUGAAGAACUAUUUCCAAAUGUCAGCAAAUAUGUUAAUUCAAAUGAAAUUGUUUCUGGGUCAAGUUUGCAAGAAAAUCCUUCAAAUGAGGUUCCUUCAAAUGCAUCGGAAAUAUGUUGUAUCAUUAGAGCAUCACCAGGAACUAGACAAGUGAAAAGUAAAGGUAUUACUGUAAAGAAGAAGAAAUAUUCUCCUCCUAAAGAUAUUCCUCAAGAUAUUAUAAUAAAAACAAAUGGCAGGAUGUAG